CCCAAAGACCCGAACCGAACCGACCCGACCCGACGUCUAUACAAGUCUGCAAAAUCGUUCCUCUCGGUCACCUUUCUCAGCUCCGGCGAGUUCAAUCCGAUGACGACUUCCCUCAAGAACAGCGACGACCCAUCCACUUCUCCGUCGUCACCGAAGAACGUGUUGAAGGAGGAUGACGGUGGGCGACGACGGUUUUUGCUCGAGCUCGAAUUCGUGCAGUGUCUGGCCAACCCCACCUAUAUUCACUAUUUGGCGCAGAACCGAUACUUUGAGGACGAGGCUUUUAUUGGUUACUUGAAGUAUCUUCAGUACUGGCAACGCCCCGAGUACCUCAAGUUUAUAAUGUACCCGCAUUGCUUAUUUUUCCUGGAACUUCUCCAGAAUGCAAACUUCCGCAAUGCGAUGGCACACCCCAGCAACAAGGAAUUGGCACAUCGGCAGCAAUUCUUUUUCUGGAAGAACUAUAGAAAUAACCGUUUGAAGCACAUAAUGCCUAGGCCUCUUCCAGAACCUCCAGCUGUAACCCCAACUCCAGCUCCACCACAGGGACCUACACCUCCCAUGUCAGCUACAAUUGCAGCUACUGCUCCUCCCCCUCCAGCCCUUUCUCCCAUGCAGUAUGGAGUUCUGCCUGGAUCAUCUCUUGCCAAAAAUGACAUGAGGAAUGCUGCAGUUGAUCGGAGGAAGAGAAAGAAGGAAGCUUAAACUUGAAUACAUUUUAGGAGAAGGGUAGGUGCUCAUUGAGGCUGUCAAUGGGGUUAGACUUUUUGUUUUGUCUGUCAAAGGUGAUUAUGGGAAUGUUGAGUGGAGCAGAUCGUGACGAUGCACAUUCUGCAAUGGGGCUGAUAUUGUUGAUGAACAGCACUGUGGUCUUGCAUUGAAGAGGCGAUAGCAUUUUAAUUGCUCAGAUCGUGAUUUGAACUACUGGAGAUGGCAGUGCUUGCUUGACGGCACCCCUUAGCUGAGAAUUUUACUUUGUUUCUCUGAGAGGAAAUGCAUGAGCUGUAAUCAAAUUGUUGGCCGAACUUUGGUACAGACGUGCUCUUUGUAAGCCAUUCAUCUCGCGUUUGAUGAAAUGAAUCUGUUUAAACAGAUCAACCGCAAAUGCCCAGUUGAUAUUUACAGGAUUGAUAUUCAUUUGAUGGGCGGUUACAUCC
Eucalyptus grandis is the source of this 1157-nucleotide messenger RNA. Its product is annotated as mediator of RNA polymerase II transcription subunit 31. Gene Ontology annotation, cellular component: mediator complex; core mediator complex. Lineage: Eukaryota; Viridiplantae; Streptophyta; Magnoliopsida; Myrtales; Myrtaceae. The transcript has 7 exons. Bases 100 to 705 code for a protein of 201 amino acids. Gene Ontology annotation, biological process: regulation of transcription by RNA polymerase II. Gene Ontology annotation, molecular function: transcription coregulator activity. The record is from RefSeq and is a predicted model, not a curated record.